Messenger RNA from Morus notabilis, 705 nucleotides. RefSeq lists its product as uncharacterized. The transcript is spliced from 2 exons. NCBI's taxonomy places the organism in Eukaryota, Viridiplantae, Streptophyta, Magnoliopsida, Rosales, Moraceae. The annotation marks the transcript as partial. The record is from RefSeq and is a predicted model, not a curated record. Gene Ontology annotation, molecular function: protein binding.
CACAAAGCAAAACCCACCAUUUUCCUCACUCAAAGCUUUUUCCCCCUUCCUCUUCGAAACGUUUCAAAUCCAUUUCCAGAAGCGAAACGAAAGCGAAACGAAAUGACCUUGCUAAACUUGAGCUAUCAUCAUCAUCCAUGGCUGUCCCAUCUCUCCCACCCCUCUCUACUCCUCCCUCUUCCACUUCCAAACCACUUCAACACCACCACCACAUCGAGCACCCACACUUUGCUCUCCAAGACUCUGACUUUGAACCUCUCCAAGACACCGAGGACCAGAGCUUCUCUCGGCGAGAGCGAAACCUCCUCCAGCGUCGCCGAGAACUCGGUCUCGGAGCUUUUGGACGCCGAACUGUUGAACCAGGUGUCUGCCGCUAAAGACGCCGAGGAAGCACUCCAGAUGAUCGCCGGAAGGUCCGACAGAAAUGGCGGCGUCGUCGGAACUUCAGAUUGCCAGCUGAUCAUCUCCGCCGCGCUCGACCGGAACAAUCUUGACUUGGCUCUCUCUGUUUUCUACGCAAUGCGUGCCAGUUUUGAUCAAGGGGUAGCUGAAACUGGGACUUUUUUUGAGAGAUGGAAGUGGUCUAGACCAGACGUUCGUGUUUACACAUCACUAGUUCAGGGUCUAGCAGCUUCUCUAAGAGUUUCUGAUGCUCUUAGAAUUAUCAACAACAUUUGUCAAGUCGGAGUUUCUCCUGCGGAGGAG